AUGAAAAAUACUCCAGUGAAUCCUCCAAAAACAAUCAAUAAGUUAGCUAUAGGUUAAGGAAAAAAUCCUUAAAAGAUUUAAAAUACAAAAGCAUAAAUUCCUCCAAUAUAAAUAUUGGCAAAUAAGAGAAUAAACUAAUUCUUCUUGUUUUAAAUUAGCAUUUCAUACUAAAAUAAAUCACUAUUGUAAAGAGAAGAAAGGUAGGAAAUCUUAAAACCCAUCAAGAUUAAACCAAAUAUAGAUUAAUUCAUAGGAUUGUAUAGUAAAUUAAUUUUGUAAGAUUUAAAGUAGAAUGAAAUUACUUGUACUGCAAUCAUCAUAAUAAGAGUAAUCUAUAUCAAAAAAAUGAAGUAUAUGUAGAUCGACAUAAUACAAUAUGAUUAAGAUAUUUCGAUUAGUAUCUCAAAAACGGUUAAGAUUUACUGCUUUGUAGAUUAUUUUACUGAGAAAACAAAAAGAUUUAAAUACUAAAAUUAUAAGAAAAUCAUAAUUAUCAUAUUUAAGAUGAUGUAAGCCAGUGUAUAAUAAAAAUAUUCAUUCACAGCAUUAUUUAAUACGAUUAAAGUGAUAAAAAAAACUGAUUUAACGAAAACAAAAAAUAUUUUCACAAUAAAUCUUCCUGCUAAUUUCAGAACCAAUUUCUAAACUAAAAUAAUCUUUUCAGUUUUUUUAACACUUUAAUUCCUCUCAAUCUUACAAUAUCUUAAAAACAGAAAUAUAUCUAAAGUCAAAGCAGAAAGUAUCAAAUCAAAUAGAAGGUAAGCCCAAAAGUUUCCUAUUAUCUAUUUAGUUCCUUAAUAAUAGUUGCAAUUUUGA
Molecule: messenger RNA, 816 nt
Organism: Tetrahymena thermophila SB210
Lineage: Eukaryota; Ciliophora; Oligohymenophorea; Hymenostomatida; Tetrahymenidae
Exons: 1
Source: RefSeq, a predicted model, not a curated record